Messenger RNA from Diachasmimorpha longicaudata, 1319 nucleotides. RefSeq names its product probable replication factor C subunit 1. The coding region runs from base 120 to 1319 and encodes 399 amino acids. The record is from RefSeq and is a predicted model, not a curated record. The transcript has 2 exons. Lineage: Eukaryota; Metazoa; Arthropoda; Insecta; Hymenoptera; Braconidae.
AUUUGUCCAUAUGUGGCCUACAUGAAACCCGAUUUUGAAGAAAAUAUAAAUAGGGCUGCGACGACCUGAUCUAUCAGUUGACAGUUACUCUCUACCCGGAAGAUUUCACGCAAAAUAAAAUGAUGUAUAAAGGACUAUUCAUUAUACUUUUUGCUUGCGCUAUUGAUCAGGUCCUACCGAUACCUCACAAGCUAACAGUUCAAGGUGGAUUAUUCCAAAAAAUUGGGGAAGCUGCUGUCAAGGUUUUCCAGGAGAAAGAAAAGCAUGCUAAGGAUACAUUCAACUCGAUGGUUGUGACGGGGAAAGUCAUUUUCAACGCUACUAGACAAUCAUUAAACUCCACAUUAACACUUGCGAAAUUACCUUUCCGAUUUGCAUUAAAAUUGUUUCGAAAAGGCCCCAAAAAAUCAGUAGAAACCACGACCAAAAAGCCAGACGAGCCUCAAAAUGACGUCACGACAAUGCAACCAGAGCAGUCUACAAAUGGCACCCCCAUGGACAAGCCAGAAAAGCUCACAAAAAAAGUGUCCAUUAAGCGUGCCGUGAAGCCUAGAAAAGAAAUCCCGAGCAGAAAGCCAGAGAAGUUUAUACAUGAGUCCAUAACCGAGCUUCCGCCCGUGCAGCUGGAGACGACAACAACUGGGAUUUCGUCCGAACAGCUGGAGCAGACAACAAACCAAACCCGAACGAACCAGUCCGAAAAUUUUACCAACUCCACGCCAGCCAGAAAAGCAGAAAAGUCAAUAACUGAGGCUCCAAUUAAACAGCUAGAGGAUCCAGUAGGUAAUCGUCUGGUUGAACAGUCAAAGAAACCCAACAAUGAAAUUCCUGCCAAACAUCGAAAAAAGUUCAAUGGGAAGAUGCCGACGAAGCAGAGGGAGAAGUUUAAAAACAAGGUGUUGGCCAACCAGACGAAGACGCCUAAUUUAAAUGAAGUUUCAACGAAACAGCCAUUCCAGCAGGAAACGACCGAGAUUCCGUCCUCGCUGCCAGAAACAGCCACAAAGACCACAUUGGAGCAGCUCGAAAAGGUGGUGCCAGUUAAUCAGACAGAAGUACCUACCGAGGAAUCACUCAUUAUGCACUCAGAGAAGCCAGUGAACGAGUCUACGAAACUGGGAGAGGAGCUUCUAACGGAGACAUUGGAGGAAUCAAUGAAUAAGACUCCAGCCAAGGUACCAGAGAAACCUCCCAACGAUGUUCCAGUCACCAAUUCCAGUUGGACAAUCGACGAACUGAUUGAUGAAAAAUUCUUAAUUGACGAAUCUGAUGCGGAUUUAUUGUAUUUACUUUUAUCCAAAUUCACGCGUCAAGAAUAG